Molecule: messenger RNA, 225 nt
Organism: Clonostachys rhizophaga
Lineage: Eukaryota; Fungi; Ascomycota; Sordariomycetes; Hypocreales; Bionectriaceae
Source: the annotation of a GenBank genome assembly
AUGGCCCAGUAUGCUAAGAGGAUCGGCCUGGGCGUAGCUGGCCUCGUGUGUACAUACUCCUUGGAUCUCAACCCUCCAGUCCCAACCAGGGCUAUGCAAAUAGGCCACAACGAGGGCCAUGCAGUGCGCUCCGGGAAGCGGUGGACUGGUACGAACGACCCAGGUACCGCCAUCGAGGUGUACGACACUCAGUGGGACGCAGAGGUACCUCCUGGCAUGUGGUGA